Molecule: messenger RNA, 2944 nt
Organism: Solanum pennellii
Lineage: Eukaryota; Viridiplantae; Streptophyta; Magnoliopsida; Solanales; Solanaceae
Product: protein tesmin/TSO1-like CXC 2
Exons: 10
Coding region: 261-2738 (825 amino acids)
Molecular function (GO): DNA-binding transcription factor activity
Source: RefSeq, a predicted model, not a curated record
CCAAUUCAUCCAAUUACAUAGCUGUGGUGGCAUCUUCUCUGGUUGUGGGGUUUUUUCUUGGGGGGUGGUGGGGGCAGAUGUCACCAUUCUUUUAUCAGCACGAGAAAAUCCCACCUUUCUUUAUCACCAUUCUUCCCGCUCCUUAUUGAAUUUCGUCUGUUUCUUUAUCUGAGAGGGAAACUGUGUGUAUCUCUGUGUGUUUUCGUGUGUGAGUGUGUAUAGAGAGAGAAAAUCAAAGGGUCCAUAGAAAAGUCAGAUAGAUGUCUAAAAAAGAAGGGGAAAAUGAGAAAGUGAGUUUAGAGAGUGAAAAUGUAGAGGUAGAAGUAGAAGGUAGAAAGAGUGAGGUGAGUGUGAAAGGGGAAGAAGGGGGAGGAGGAGGAGGAGGAGGAGUUGUGGUGGUGAUGGAUACUCCAGAGAGGAACAAGAGCCAGAUCGCAACACCCAUUUCCAAAUUCGAGGAGUCCCCUUUUUCUAAUUUCCUUAACAAUCUUUCCCCCAUCAAACCAGUUAAGGCCGCACAUUUUCCCCAGACACUCAAUACCCUUAGUUUUGGAUCUAUACCGUCUGUGUUCACCUCACCCCAUGUCAGCUCUGCAAGGGAAUCCAGAUUUCUAAGAAGGCACCUGCUCUCGGAUCCAUCAAAACCAGAAUUUGCUUCUGAUAACAGUGCUAAAGUUGAUAAUGAUGAAGGUAUGUCAGAUGCUGUAAAUAGCUCAAAUGAGCCCAAGGAAAGUUUAGGUUCUCAGAAUUCUGUGGUUGAAGCAUCCAAUGAAUGCUCAAAGCUUGCCGUUGAGCGAACUCUAAAUUAUGAGUGCAAUGAUAGUCCCAGUACUUUACCUACUGGGAGCUUUAGAGGUAAGAGUUUGUCAGAGUUUGCAGGCAGUUCUGUGACAUAUGUCCCUUUGGUACAAGGUAUGUCUGGAAAAGGUUUGCUUAGAUGUGAAGUUAAUACGGAGGGGAAAAAUGAACUUGAUCCAAAUAAAGAAGCUCCAGGAUGUGAUUGGGAGAAUUUGAUUUGUGAUGCUACGGAUCUACUGAUCUUUGACUCACCUGGUGACCCUGAGGCUUUCACUAAAGCAGCAGGUCCUAAUUUGAGGCACUUCGGAUUUGCUUCAAAUGAAAUGCAGAACAUGCAAGCUUUUGGUCAGGCUAGUACCAGCGAAUGUGGUGUAGAUGGAAGUGAAACAGAGAAACCGUCUACUCAACCUGCGGACGAAACCCAAGUCAAUGAAUAUGCUGAGAACCAAAAAAUGAAACCUGAUUCUUCUCUAACAAAUGACGGCAUAGGUGUGGGUCAAAGUGAAAGAACUGAUACUGAGAUGGUCUCUACUCUAUACCGUGGAAUGAGAAGACGUUGUCUAGUUUUUGAGAUGGUGGGAUCUCGAAGAAAGCAUGUAGAUGAGGGUUCUGGCUCUUCUGCUGUGCAAGACACUGAUGGAAACCUUGCCUGCAAUGAGAAGCAACUAGUACCUUAUAAGGCGGUCAGUGAAUCUUCACGAUGCAUUUUACCUGGAAUUGGCUUGCAUUUAAAUGCCCUUGCAGCAUCUUCGAAAGAUGGUAAAGUUGUCAAGCAUGAAACUAAUGCUUCUGGGAAACAGCUUUUAAUUACGCCUGGCUCAGCUGUCAGUCUUCAUCCUUUAGUUGCUGGUCAAGAAUCAAUGAGUAAAUCACUGCCUGAAACCUCUAAAGAAAUUGUACCUUUUGAGAAUAGUGUACCUCUUAUGGAGGAUGCUAGCCUGGCACCUGGUUAUGUAAAUAAUGAAGAGCUUAGUCAGACUAGUCCAAAGAAAAAGAGACGUCGAUUGGAGCCUGGAGAAGGUGAAGCAUGCAAGCGCUGUAAUUGUAAGAAAUCAAAAUGCUUAAAACUUUACUGUGAAUGUUUUGCCGCUGGAGUCUACUGUGUGGAGCCAUGUGCAUGUCAAGACUGCUUCAACAAGCCUAUUCAUGAAGAUACUGUCCUUGCAACUCGCAAACAGAUUGAAUCAAGAAACCCUCUUGCUUUUGCUCCUAAAGUGAUAAGGAAUGCCGACACUAUUUCUGAAACAGGGGAUGAUUCCAGCAAGACUCCUGCCUCAGCUCGUCACAAGAGAGGAUGCAACUGCAAGAAAUCCGGCUGUCUGAAGAAAUAUUGUGAAUGCUAUCAGGGAGGGGUUGGAUGCUCCAUUAAUUGCAGAUGUGAAGGAUGCAAGAAUGCGUUCGGAAGAAAAGAUGGUUCUGUUUUCAUAGGCACAGAUGGGGAUGCUGAGGAAGAGGAAACAGAUGCGUAUGAAAAGAGUACUGUCGAUAGAGCUUCUCACAAAAACCUAUUACAUAGUGAUGUUGAGCUGAAUCCAGAUUCCACCGUCCCUGCUACACCUUUAGCGUUUAGAAGACCACCAAUGCAGCUCCCUUUCUCGUUGAAGAACAAACCACCUCGAUCAUCAUUUCUAUCUAUCGGAUCCUCAUCUGGUAUAUUUGCUGGCCAAGGUGUCGGAAGGCCAGACUUCUUUCAACCUCAGCCUCAGCCUCAGCCCAAGUUUGAGAAACCAUUUGAGUCAGUUAAAGAAGAUGAAAUGCCUGAGAUACUCCAACAAGGAGGGACUAGCUCUCCAAUCAGUGGCAUUAAGACAGCUUCUCCCAACAGGAAGAGAGUUUCUCCUCCUCAUUGUGACUUUGCGAAUUCGCCUAGUCGUCGAAGCAGCCGCAAGUUGAUACUGCAAUCCAUUCCUUCAUUUCCUUCCCUCACUCCCAAUCCUUGAGGAUCAUCAUCAUCCAAUCCAGUAGGUGAAUUUUGGAAGGAAAAUUUUUUAUUAUCUUUAUUGUUGUAGUUAUUAGUUUAGUUUAGUACACCUUCAUGGACCUUUUGAACCCCCUCCCCCUCCCCCCUUAUGCUUGUAUAAUAGCCUUGUUGUUUCUUAAUAACAUUGUUUUGUCCUUUAAUAAUGAAUUAAAAAUUGUUAAUGUA